This is a messenger RNA of Amoebophrya sp. A120, 293 nucleotides long. The record is from the annotation of a GenBank genome assembly. Lineage: Eukaryota; Dinophyceae; Syndiniales; Amoebophryaceae.
CUGAAGUAGAGUUGACCGCCGCGGCAUCAUCAAGUGCCGAUCUGGAAGACGACCGGAGGGCGGAUGCGGAACACCAGGGGUUUUGCGAAAGAGUUGGUGAGUUUGAUUUUGAUACUAGUGCAGGCGUACAAGAUCAUGGAGAGGAGGUCUUGCGUGAGUGGUUGGAACUGCUGGAUGAAGAUGAUGGCGAGGAGGAGGAUAAAAAGCAAACAGGAAAAGCGGAGGCAGCGUCACAAAGAACGCUGUCAGAGCUACUACUUCCCAGUCUACUUCCUCUUCGCAAGGAGGAAGGC